Molecule: messenger RNA, 4166 nt
Organism: Tyto alba (common barn owl)
Lineage: Eukaryota; Metazoa; Chordata; Aves; Strigiformes; Tytonidae
Gene: NECTIN3
Product: nectin cell adhesion molecule 3
Exons: 6
Coding region: 124-1851 (575 amino acids)
Biological process (GO): heterophilic cell-cell adhesion; homophilic cell-cell adhesion; symbiont entry into host cell
Cellular component (GO): apical junction complex; adherens junction
Source: RefSeq, a predicted model, not a curated record
UGAGGAGGGCGGGGAGCGGCGCGCAGCGCCUCCCUGCUCAGUGACACACGCACCCGGUGCGGGGCGGCGGCGGCGGCUGGGCGGGCGGCGAGAGCGGCGGCGACUGGGAGCCGAGCGGGGAGCAUGGCAGGCGCCGAAGCUGCUGCGGAGGCUGCCGCUGGUUUCCCCCCUUCGCCGGCUCCUCCCGCCCGCCGGGAACUUUUUCCAGCGGCCGGCGGCGGUGCCUCCCCUCACCGGUGGUGGUGGUGGUGGCGGAGGCGGCAGCAGCCGCAGCGGCGGCGGCUCCGCUCGGUGGUGCCUCCCGGGCCGGGGCUGGGGCUGCUGGGGCUGGUAUUCUCCCGCUUCUGCUGCAGUGCCUUAGCUGGACCAAUUGUUGAUCCACAUGUGACAGCAGUUUGGGGGAAGAAGGUUGCAUUGAAAUGCAUAAUUGAUGUAAAUGAAACAAUAACACAAGUUUCUUGGGAGAAGAUACAUGGUAAAAGUUCACAGACUAUUGCUGUUCAUCAUCCUGAAUAUGGAAUAUCUGUUCAAGGAGAAUACCAAGGAAGAGUGUCAUUUAAAAACUACUCACUUACUGAUGCAACAAUCCUCUUAAAAAAUGUAAGCUUUUCUGAUGCAGGAGAGUAUAUUUGCAAAGCAGUUACAUUCCCACUUGGAAAUACACAGUCGACAACAACUGUAACAGUACUAGUUGAACCUGUUGUGAGCUUAACAAAAGGACCAAACCCUCUAAUAGAUGGUGCAAAUAGGACAGUAGCAGCCACUUGUACAGCAGCCACUGGAAAACCUGCUGCAGAGAUUGACUGGGAAGGAGGUCUUGGUGAAAUGGAAUCCAGCUCUACUUUGUUUCCAAAUGAAACAGUGACAGUUGUAAGUCAGUAUAUGAUUGUCCCUACACGAUUUGCAAGAGGAAGACUUAUAACUUGUAUUGUGAAGCACCCUGCUUUGGAAAAGGAAAUUAGAUUCCCUCAAGUGUUGGACAUACAGUAUGCCCCAGAAGUUUCAGUAACUGGCUAUGAUGGAAACUGGUUCAUUGGAAGAGAGAACGUUCAACUCAGAUGUAAUGCUGAUGCAAAUCCAUUACCUAUGGAAUUUAUAUGGACCAGGUUGGAUGGACAAUGGCCUGAAGGAUUACUAUCUGUCAACAAUACUCUGCAGUUCAGCAGCCCAUUGACUUACAACUAUACUGGGACUUACAUCUGUAAGGUGACUAACUCCCUUGGUCAGAGAAGUGAUCAGAAGACUAUCUACAUAUUAGAUCCUCCUACUACUACCACUCGACUGCCCACGGUUCCCUGGCAUCCUUCGACUGAUGGCAUCACAGGUUUAGCAACAGAACCUAGAAUAAUAGAUUUCCCAACAUCAACCUUGCCAGCAAUGCAGGAAGACACUUGGGGUACCGUCAUCGGUAGUGCGGUGGGUGGGGCGCUCUUCCUCAUACUUAUCAGUGUUCUGGUUGGAAUUAUCUGCUAUAGGAGAAGACGGACGUUCCGUGGUGACUACUUUGCUAAGAACUACAUUCCACCAUCAGAUAUGCAAAAAGAGUCUCAAAUAGAUGUUCUUCAGUCAGAUGAUGUGGAUUCUUAUCCUGACAGUAUAAAAAAAGAAAUAAAGCAUCCAAUGAACAGCUUAAUAUCUAAAGAUUAUUUAGAAGACCCUGAAAAAACAGAGUGGAACAAUAUAGACAAUAUUAACAGGUACCAGGAACGUUAUGAGAGACCAAUGGAUUACUAUGAAGGUGGAACAUUGGGAAUGAAGUAUAUGGGUGGUGAAUGUUACGAUGAUAAUGAAGAAGACUUUGUUUCCCACAUAGAUGGCUCGGUAAUAUCUCGGAGGGAGUGGUAUGUGUAGUAGCCACUGAAAACUAAAUGUGUACCUGCAGUUCAUUUCAUUGGCUGAUCACUUUCAGAUUGUUUAUACUUAAACAAGAGGAGGAUUAAACUUUUUGAAGCUGAUUUUUUUUUUGAAGGUUUUUAUAAUGUGACUUGACACAAUGGAAAUAUUGAAUCUGGGGAAAAUAUAUUUGAGCUGCUUUUUUUCCCAAUGCUGUACUACUGUUUAAGAUUUGAGUUUUAAUGCAGAGUGCUUAUUGGUCUAUGUCAGAGGUAAAAAAGGCUAAAUUAAAGUUGCCAAUCAACAUUGUUUAAGAGUAAAAAGUGGCUUUCUUGGCUCUCUGAUUAAAAAAGUUUACCUAAGGCAAUGAUCAAAUACAAUCAUUUGGGGCUUUUACUUUGCAGAGUAAGUGAAUUACUCCAAUCUAAAUACCAUCCAUGGUAAACUUAAUGCUUCUGUAUAGCAAAUAUUUUACCAAUUAAAUUGAGUUGCAACAGAAUUGAAGCUUUAUUUUUAGUUUUUUUCCAGCAUAAAAAUGAAUACCUCUUAGCAUUGUAAUGAGCCUUCUUGAAACUAUGUACUUAAAAGAAGUCAGUGCACUGAAACUAACUUAUGGACAAAAUUUUGAUGAGUGACUGUGUGAACAGGUCAAAGCCUUGUCUUGGAAUAAGGUGAAAAAUUAUUUUUUAUAGUCAUUGAUUUCUAAAGCUUAUGCUAGUGUCUGUAUAUAUACAUACAGUAAGAUAUAUGGUUCAGCCUGUAAUUGGCAGAAUGUCAAAACUCAUUAAUGAAUGCAAGACUUUGCAAGUACAGAGGAUACAGUUUGAGACCUGUUUUUGAGGCUUUGUGGGAAUUGUGCCAUGGAAUUAGAAAGCUGGAGAAUUGGACACAACUAAGAGGAAAAAUCUAACAGAUUUUGAAGCUGGAGGCCAAUGCCAACUUGCAUAUUUUUCCAGGUGCCAAUAAACAUUAAGCAUGCUAAGAGGUGUCAAAGCAUUUGCUAGAACUUUUAUGACCAGAAAUUAAAACAGCGGUUUUACGCUGCUUCUGAAUAAGUUACAGUCCUAGUUUUGAAGAGGGUAACUAGAAUUUCAGAUUAUUAGUAGGGAAGUGGACACUUGCAUUGCUACUUCAUAUAGUGGAAAAACACUUUACAAUGGUGCAACUACAGAAUCUAUGAAGUGGGAAUUUAGAUAAAUUAUGCAGUCUCUGUACCGCAGUGGAUUUGUUUUCCCUGCAAAUAAUUGAUAACAGAUUUAAUAACAAGUUAUUUAAAAUGACAUUGUAUGCAUUGUACGUAGGACAUCUCGUUUGACAUCUGAAGUAAUUCUACUUUGUCUUGAGCAGGUUCACCAAACUAAUUCUGCUGAUUACAUAGGGAGGAGUGAAGUAACUUUAGAUGAAUUACAGAACAAUGAUAAAUUCAUCAUUAGAAUAGUAGAUCUUUUGAAGUGCCAUUUUUAAGUGUUUAGCUUGGGAUAAUGAAGCUGAUAAGGCUAUUAAUAUUUGAAACCUGAAAAGGGAAAAAAAAAUCUCUGCUACCUUGAAAAUGAAAUAGGCUUCAUAAUUAGAGCUGCUUCAUGAGCAUUCAUGCUGGAAGUUCUUCUCUAUCCUCAUGAUCUUUGGUAGCUUACAGCAUUUAGAGCUUCACAAAAAUAGUUGUAUUGAGCGUUGUAGACAAUACACUGUGAUUGCAUAUGACUGCAUGUCUUCAAAAAAGAAUAAGACAACAGCUUUGUUUGAAAUUCAAAUGGAAAAGCAUCCCUAAAUAACUUAAGUUUGUGUUUGGAUUAAUGGAGUACUGAUACAUGAUUGACCAAAGUCUCAAGAACGAUAGCAGAUGUGUGUAUCUGUAGUUUGAGUGCGAACACAAGGAAAGGAGUUACAUUUAUAACAGAAGGUUCUGAUCCAAAUUAUUUCUGGAAUAGAGAUCUCUCUUCAAAUAGAACAUACUUGAUAUGUCAUCUUUAAAAGAUGGUGUUACUUGGAAAUAAACAUAACCAUAAACCUGUUCUCCACAUGGGAUAUCUUGCUUUUGUCUCUGUGGAUUUUUUGUUUUGAUUUUGAAAAAUAUAUAUAUAUAUAUAUUUAAUUACUAUGGGUUAAGAAGUUGCAAUGUUUUGAAGUUGAUAAUAGGGAUAGGACUUAAGUGUGUUGCGAUGUUUUGUACAUUAUGUCUGCUGUAAAAAAAAAAAAAUGAUUGUAAGUAUAAAUGGCUGUUGUGUGAAUAAACUUUUUGUUACAUUCUGGAACAUAGGUAGUGUUCAGAAAUGUUUGACAGAUAUUUUCUUAAAUUGGAGAUGAAAAAGUGUAAUAAAACCAGAGGCUGAGUA